Messenger RNA from Porites lobata, 417 nucleotides. NCBI's taxonomy places the organism in Eukaryota, Metazoa, Cnidaria, Anthozoa, Scleractinia, Poritidae. The record is from the annotation of a GenBank genome assembly.
AUGGAAGCAGUUAUAGCAUCCAUGGAGACUGGACGCUGCGGUCACUGUGCUGUUGUUCUAGAAGAUCUUAUUUAUGUGAUUGGAGGUGUUGAUGGGGGGACCUGUCUUAAGAGCGUCGAGAGCUUUGAUCCAUCAACUAACCAGUGGAAAAAGGUUCCUGAUCUGGCCAAUGCCCGUAGGGAUCCAGCAGCUGCAACUGUUUGUGGAAAAAUUGUUGUUGUUGGAGGAUUUUGUAAUAUAAGGCUUUCUGCAUCAUCAGUAGUAGAACCAACAUGUGAGGUGUUUGAUCCAUUUCUCAAUCAGUGGAGCUCGUUAUCAAGCCCAAAUGUUCCACGAGCAGCCUGUGGAAUUGUGAGUGUGGGUGACACUGUGUAUGUGUUUGGUGGAUACGGUGAAGUAGUGCUCUGGACAGUGUAG